AGUCAGACGUUUCAGUCCGUGUCACUUUUUUUUUUCCACCCUCCCUCGCUCCUCGACCUCGUUCGGGACCACUUUUUCUUCUCUUUCGCUUUAAUUUCUUCGCUUCUACCCGCACAUAUCACUGGAGGUCAUUGAGGAUGUGGACACUCGAGCAGGGAGUUUCGUUCGUCUCGUCCAUACGAGGCUGGAGGAGCUGUGAACCGAAAUGGCUCCUCUGAAGCCGCCAAGGUUAACGGGACCCUCGCUCUGCCCACUGGAGAUGCCGUCCACGUGUCCAGCCAGAUGACCUGGACAGUCCACCUGCAGUAGGGAACCUCCAGCCUGGCCCUGCUGCUUUUAUUUCCUUUAUUUCUCUGAAACCCCCUUAGACUCGCAUAGACCCCUCCACUCCACCACUCCACUUUAUGGACUUCUCUGUGUUGUGGUGACACCUUUGUGUUGUUUUUAACCCCUCGCGUCCCGUCCCUGCGCUGCAAGACCACCUCCGAGUUUGACGGGAGCCCUUAGCAUGCACAAGCUGAAGGCCGGCCCUGGCCCCCCUGCGCCAGACGUCUAUGAGUUCUCCCUGGACCAAGAGGAUGCCCGAGUUUUAAAAGUCCGGUCCGCAGGGGUGGUGUCUCCGCUGGCCCAGUUCAUCCAGGCGGAGCACCAGCAUGCGGGUCUCUUCGCCCUGCCCCAGCAGGAGCCUCCUGGGCCCAAGAAAAAGAGGAAAAGGUGCGGGAUGUGUGGCCCCUGCAUGCUCCUGGAGAACUGCGGCACCUGCAGCAACUGCCUCAACAGGAAGGUGGGCCAUCAGAUCUGCAAACUCAGGAAGUGUGAGGAGCUCAAGAGGAGGAGGAGCCCCUGGCAGGUGGAAUAUUGUGAAGACAGCGUAAAAGCGUGCACCUUAUCCCCAAACCUGGCAACAGAGACUGUUUCAAAGGUGGGUUCAGUGGAUGGCCCCAGAGGAAGUGGCCAGAUGGAAAUUGACCAUGACCGCCUGGAGAAAGGCGCGUUGAACCAGGAACCGUCCAAUGGGCUGAACCAGCACGCAGGAAAUGGAGAGGAGACGGAUGGACUUGAAGGUGGAGCUUUGGCCAGGGAGCAGCAUCAGCAAAACCACCACCACCAAGAGACAUUAGCAUGUCUUCCCCAGGGCCAGGACUGGGGGACUGGGCAUCAUAUAGGGGACCCAAACCCCCAGCAGCAACAGGCCGGAUGGAGCGAACAAACCACUGGUCGUUCAGUGAACAGUGUGGACAUGGAGGAUGCUAGGACCCUGGUAGCCUUCUCAGCUAGUGCAGGCUCCCUGCCCACUUGCAACAUUUCUCAGCCUUCUCAGAACCCUACUGCACAGCUGUAUGAGAGGUUCAUCCAGGAGAUGAGUGAUCGCGGGGAUGAUGCCAAGGAGAAAGGGUGGAGUGGUGAUGGUGAACACUGCACUCCGGAGGAUCUGAACAUCCUCCAGAUGGCACUGAAUCAAGCCCGUCAUGGCCACAAGCCGCCAAAUUGUGACUGUGAUGGACCAGACUGUCCUGACUACCUUGAGUGGCUGGAGAAGAAGAUAAGAAUGGCAGCCAACACCCAGGACAAGGGUCUCUGCAAGAUGUCAGGUGCUCCUCAAACACAGCAACAGCACUACCAAUCUCAGCCCCAACCUCAGUCCACUGACGCUAACCCCUCUUGUGGUUCAGAGUCACAGUCACAGGAUCCUGUUAACCAGCCCCCGAUUCCAAGACCUUACGGUCCCCCAGCACCCAUUCCUUGUUCCCCCAGUGUGUUAUCCAUUGCUAAAGAGAGGAAUGUCAGCCUUAAGACAGCUAUUGCCAUUGAGGCACUGACCCAACUAUCUGGCACAGGUGGGGCUGUCAGUGAAUUUGCCAGUGGAAACUCCAAACACCAUGCUUCUGCUCAAACUCCCACUCAGUCCCAAAAUGGGAUGCAAUUGGUUUCUUCAUCACCUGGCCCUCUCUCAUCAUCCUCCCCGAUGCCUCAGUCUGUCCCUCCUGGGCAUUUCCCCCAACAAGACCCUCCUUCAUGGGAACAGCACAGACCUCAGUCACAAGGUCCUGUUCCCCACUCCUCCCAAUACGGGUCCUCCCCCUUCCCAAGCUCACACCCAUCCACUGCUAGCCCCUUUCCCCAGCAGUGGCAGCAAGGCACUGGGGCAAGCUGUGAGAAAAGCUCUCCUAGGAACCCCUGGAUGAUGUUGAACGCUGAUCCUCUGGCUACUGUUCCACAACUUUCCCAAAGUGGCAAUGACCCAAUGUCUGAGCUGAAACAACUCCUGGGAGACACCAGCGGAAAGUAUGCCAAUGCUGCCUUCAAGUUCCCUGCCCAGCCUCAGAGUCUGAAGGACAGCCACAAGGGUGGCCACUCGGUGAUGCCCUAUGUCAAGCAGGAGGUUGACAAUGGGGAGUACCCAGCUCAGGCUUGUGCAACAAUGGGCCAGUUUGGGAUGGUAAAUGGCCAGCAGCAGCAAUUCCAGGGUCAGCAGCUUCCUCAAUCUAUUAGGCACUCAACUCAGGCAGCACUGCAACAGCUCCUUCAUCACAAACGUAACCUCUUCUCUGCUCCCAUGGCAUGCCAGACCUUACGCAAGUGGUGGCCACAAACCACGCAAGAGGGCACUCUAGCCAUUAAACAGGAACCUAAGGAGCCCAGGAAGAAAAAGAAUGCUCAGAGUUCUCCUAUAAUCAAGCAGUCAAUGGGCGGACUGCUUGGCCCCUUGGCCCCACCUCUUCCUAAACCUAAACAGAUCAUCAUCAAGAAGCCCAAGCAGAAGGCCUCUCAACCGGUCUUCCACCCACAGAGCCAGAUCACAAUACAGAAACCCCUUCCAUGCAUGCAAGUGGGCCUGUCAUCCCUAUCCCAGCUUACGCCAUCUCUACCAGGCAUGGAGGCUGGGCUCCCCCACUGUCUAUCCCCAUAUAACCCCUCUCAGGUGGCUAUGAGCCAGGCAGCUCCAGCCCAAUCUCAGGAAUCCAUUUUGAACAGCAGUAGUACCCUUAUCUCUGGAAACACUCCCCCAAUCUCCACCCCUGUGUCUGUCCCUUUGCCCCCUGCCCAGGAGGGGCUGACUAGCUCAGGCCUUGCCACAGCAGGUGAGGCUACCACUUCCACACCUCAGACCUCCACAUCUCAGCCCACUCCACCCCUGGCGGGCCUCGGGUCACUUGAUCCAAAAUUUGAGGAACUGAUUCGCCAGUUUGAGGAGGAAUUUGGGGAUACUUUGCCCAGCGCUCCUGCAGAUGCUCUGGAGCAGGGCCCUGCUCCUUCUGUGGUGACUGAGUCACAACAAAACUCUAACUCAGGACAAGCCAGACCCCAGUCACCAUCCACAGAGCAGCUCACCAAUCCCCUUGAGGACACGUCAAGCCAGCCAGAGCCCAUGCAAGAGGGAGAGAAGGAGAGAGAGCUGGAUAGUCAGGCUGAAGGAGUGAAAGAAGAUACCCCAGUGUCCUUCAGCCAGCUUGCUGCCAUCAAACAGGAAGUUGAGGAGUGCAAAGUGGAUGUCAAGCCCUCAGGCCCGCUCUUGUCCCAAGCACAUGAGGCUUAUCUGCAGCAGCAACAGCACCGAGUCCUGGUGGACCCCUUCACCAUGUCCUGCACAUCUCCUACCAAACGCAUGAAGAUUGAGUCAUCGGGCGGCGUAACAGUGCUCUCCACCACUGGCUGUUUCUCCACAGCAGGAGAUGGUUUAGAUACUCCUACAAAGGAGGGUUUUCCCUCAGCUCCCUCUCUGAAAGGAUUCCUGGAGUCUCCGCUGCGCUACUUGGAUACUCCAACCAAGAGCCUUCUGGACACACCUGUGAAGGACAGCCAGGCAGAGUUCCCUCUCUGCGACUGUGUGGAGCAAAUCCUAGAGAAAGAUGAAGGACCGUACUACAAUCAUUUGGGAGCAGGCCCCACCGUGGCUUCAAUAAGAGAGCUGAUGGAGAGCAGGUUUGGAGAGAAGGGGGAAGCCAUCCGUAUAGAGAAGGUUCUGUUCACGGGCAGGGAAGGCAAGAGUUCACAAGGAUGUCCUAUCGCGAAGUGGGUGAUUCGGCGCAGCAGUGAGAAAGAGAAGUUGUUGUGUUUGGUAAGGCACCGGGCGGGUCACCACUGUGCCAAUGCAGUCAUCAUCAUCCUCAUCCUGGCCUGGGAGGGCGUUCCGAAGUCUGUGGGGGACAAACUCUACCAAGAAGUCUCCGACACGCUCACCAAAUACGGCAACCCCACCAGCCGCCGCUGUGGCCUCAAUGACGAUCGUACGUGCGCAUGCCAGGGGAAAGACCCCGAGACCUGUGGUGCUUCCUUCUCUUUCGGGUGUUCCUGGAGCAUGUACUUCAACGGGUGCAAGUACGCCCGCAGUAAGACACCCCGCAAGUUCAGACUACAGGGAGAACACCCCAAAGAGGAGGAGCUUCUCAGGGAUAACUUCCAGGACCUGGCCACCAGGGUGGCACCUCUGUAUAAAAGGCUUGCCCCUCAGGCAUACAGCAACCAGUGUGCGAAUGAAAAGGUGGCAACGGACUGCCGGCUGGGUCUGAAAGAAGGGCGGCCCUUUUCAGGCAUCACUGCAUGCAUGGACUUUUGUGCCCAUGCUCACAAAGACCAGCAUAACCUCCACAACGGCUGCACUGUGGUCUGCACUCUCACAAAAGAGGACAAUCGGCAGGUGGGGGUGAUCCCGGACGACGAACAGCUUCAUGUGCUUCCGCUUUAUAAGAUCUCCCCAACGGAUGAGUUUGGCAAUGAGGAGAACCAGCGCCUCAAAAUACAGACAGGUGCCAUCCAGGUGCUCAGCAGUUUCCGCCGAGAGGUCCGGAAACUUCCGGAGCCUGCCAAGUCCUGCCGGCAGCGUCGUUUAGAGGCCAAGAAAGCUGCAUCAGAGAAGAAGAACAAGAAACAGCAGCUAGCAGAGACACCAGAGAAGACGAUCAAGAAGGAAGUCCGGCUUGCAGUUUCACCGCACUUGCAGCAAGGCAAUAAAGCAAUUCCAAAACAAGAGGUGAAGCCCACCAUCAAAAAAGAGCUGGUUGACCGCUUUCAGGCCAUGAAUGGAGACUUUGAUGGCUACCCAGCCCUUGGGAAUGGCAAGAUGUGUCCUGAUCCCUACAGGAUUAAUGGUGCCUAUUCCUACCCUGGUCCCUAUGCAAGAGGUGGCCUGCCUUCCAAUGGCCAGCCGUCUGCGCCUAGCCCUGUUAAUGGCUUCCAUCCUAACCUCCAAGGUAUGCCCUACAAUUACUACAACUACCCCCCCAAUGCACUUUUGCCCCCUGAGGUCUUGAGCUGUGAGGGUCGUAAUGGGACCUGGACCAAGGCUGCUGCAGCAGAACAGAAACCUGAUAUCCAGGGUCUUCAGGCCAGGCUGGCACAAGCAUACCCUAACCGCUCUGAUCAGCAGCGUCAGCUGCAAGUGACCAACUUGGGCAACCCUGGGUAUCUGCACCAGUCUGAGGUAUCCCAGUCUCCGGCUCCCCCUACUCGUACCCCGUCUGCAACCCCAGAUCAACACCGUGUCACACCAGUCAUCAAGCAGGAGCCUAUGGAAGUGCCACUAUAUGAAAGCAGGAUGGAUGGGCAAGUCCGCAGUUGCCCCACCACCCCUAGCGUCACCCCUCAACCUGAGGCCUGGCCUGGCCACAAGGCCAAUGGCAGCUUGGCAUCCAAAGGCUGGGAUGGAAAUCUCAGACCUGGUCUAGCCCAUUCACCUUUCACUCCAGACAAGCAACAGCUCCACCAGCAGCACCAUACCCAGCCUCAACAUCCUCAGUAUGCUCAUCCACAGCAUCAGUGGAGCUCCUACCCUGGUACUCCAAUGGCAUCCCCUGCUCCCUCUCCCUCACCAGCCUUGAAAGCAGGCCCAUCUCCAGCUGCUUCCCCUCACCCAGGUACCCCACUCCGCUGGGAUAGCCCUGUCCCCAGUCCACAGCCCAAAGCUUGGGGUCCGAUAGGGUCUGCAGGCUUUGGUCCUGGGGGCCUUAGACAGGGUACCCCAGUUGGGGCAUUCCCAGACAGGAUGCUGUCCCAGGCGGUAGAGAGUCGAGGCUCAACGCCUUUGGGGCUGCAGGAGAAGGCCUGGAAGUCCGGCGGUGCUUCCGCAGCAGGAAACACUCCAUCUCCAGCUCCAGAGGGCCGUCUGUUUCCAGACGCCUUGCAGAAGGCAGACGGGCAAGCUUGCUGGGAGAUGGAGGCAGAAAGCCAGAGUGAACGAGAGCUUGAAGAGGAGGAGGUGUGGUCAGACAGUGAGCACAACUUCCUUGACCCCAACAUUGGAGGAGUAGCGGUGGCUCCAGGCCAUGGCUCCAUUCUCAUUGAGUGCGCCCGCCGGGAGCUACACGCCACCACGCCCUUGAAGAAGCCAGAUCGCAGUCACCCAACUCGCAUCUCCCUGGUGUUUUACCAGCACAAGAAUCUGAACCAGCCCUGCCAUGGCCUAGCGCUGUGGGAGGCCAAGAUGAAGCUGCUGGCUGAGCGGGCAAGGCAGAGGCAGCAGGAAGCAGCUCUUCUGGGCCUCUCACAGGAAGACAUCAAGGCCUACGGCAAGAAGCGCAAGUGGGCCGACGGAGCCUCAAGUCCUUCCUCGGGGCCCACCAAGGACAAACGGGAAGGGGUGGUGACACGGUUGGCCCCCACACAUCAAACCACCACCAUGGUCACUGUGUCACCCUACGCCUUCACCCAGCUCACAGGGCCCUACAGUCGCUUUAUGUAAGCUCUUGCAGACAGGUGCUCCUCUGUGGCCAGGAGUGGAAAUGCAGGGUGCGAAAAUGCUAAAGGAAUCUCAACCAUUCCUUAAACCCUGAACCUCUCCCAGCUCUGCAUUCCCUCCCAGACCAUCAGUGGAAGGGAAGGAUAGAGGGGCACUUUUCUCUUUUUUUCAUUUUCUUUUUUUUUUACCUCAAGUUUUGGUGGCAGUUUGGGAGUCCCCCAAACGGACACGCUGCCUAUGGUGCUCUUGUUCUCUCCAACGUGGGAGGGAUUCCAUAGUUUACCCUCCCUAAGUGAAUUUAAUGAUUCUAAUUAUUAUUGCUAUUAUUAUCAAUAUUAUUAUGAUUGCUAUUGUUACUGUUGACGUUGAUAUUACAGGUAUUGUUAUUAUAUUAUGAAGAUGACUAUUUUUUAUUUUAAUCGUAUUGUUUUUCAUCAAUGUUGUUAUUAAUAUUAUGAUUGUUUUGAGGGCUUUUUAUCUUUUCUUUUCUUCUCUUGAUGGCGAGGGACUUUGUCUCCGUCAGUCUUGCUUGUUCGAUAUGAAUGUGAGAACAAGCUAAUCAUAAUUUUUUGCUUUUGUUGAGUGUUGUUGUUUUUUCUUUCUCUUUGCCUUUUUCCCAAUUAACCUCUCCAUAAUAUACAGCACCUUCACAUCACUGCGAGCCAUGCCUGUGUCUGUAACCUACGCAAGACACUCUGGAGGAAGGACAGUGUUCAUAAGAGGGCUAGCUCCAUGCUGUAAUCACAGAGUAUGCGACCAAAAUAAGCGAGGAAAGUCCUGGCAUCAACAGGGGCCUUUCUGUUUUGUGCCACACUUACAUAUACUGGAGGUCUUUCCUGGUCCUUCCAAUGGUGCUUUUUUUCUGUCUUAGCUGUCUCCGAUUUUUGCCCUCACCAUAAUGGUGGCAGACGGUGAACCGAGGUGCUCUUUAAACAGCAGAUAUACGUCUGGUUAAGCAACAAGCUGCCCCAGAUUAGGUCCACUCUCCUGGGGCAUCAGUGUCAUCAACCACUCGGUGCUGACGUAUAUUUUCAUGGUGCAGUAUCGAUUUCUACCCUUGAGACAGUGGUAAGACAGAGUUCUCUGAGGUGCUAUUGCAGUUUGGUCCACCUCUACAAUGCCCUAAAGAUGACCCACAGUGGGUCCGAGCCUGUGCCCUCCAGCAAGACCCAGCAGUUCUGACCCAAACACGGCUGGAGUUCGGGAAUUCUCCAAAAGUGAGCCAGACAAAGGGGAGAAAUCAAGAGCUCCGGUCGAAAAAUGGAUCUAGAAUUGUUCGGUCAGGCUGAAGCUUCAGUUACCAGCCUGAGCAGAGAGAGAGAAAGAGAGGACAAUGAAGGAGGUUGGUGCUACUAAAGUCUUUCCAUGCCUCUGAAAUGACUCCAUAGCUCCUCUUUGUCUCCUCUUGCCCUGACAGCUGAUCUCCCCCUUAAGUUUGAGGUGCUUCUCACUCAUUUCGGCACUGUUUAGCGCUUUGGCUGUGUGGCUGGCCAAAGCGCGUGGUGCAUGUUGCGUGUGAUUGUGUUGUUGCGUGACUGUAUGCGUGUGCAUGGUUCUUGGGGAGAGCCGAAGGGUUGCCGUGGGUUUACACAGGGCAGUAGACUUGCUUGGUGCUCACAGAUGAGAGAGAGUCUGGUGCUUAUGGAGCCGUCCUCUAGUUCUUUACCUCAUGUUGAGACGCUGAUCACAGUCACAACAUGCUACUAAUACACGGGCGCUACAGACUGUAGGCCUUCGGGCCUACAUCCACAUACUUAUCUACUUUUUUUUAUUAUUAUUUAUUACAUGAUGAUGAUGAUGAUGAUGAUGAUGAAGAUUAUUGUUAUUGUGCUUGCUGUCAUUUUUUUGUUUGUUUUGUUUUAUUGUUUCAUUUUAGACAAAUUGUAAAUAUAGAAGAAAAGAUUUUAUAAAAGCACUUUUAAUCUUGAUUUUAAUGAGGAGGAAAAAAAAAUGAUAAGAACGGAAUAUUGACAACUUGAAUCCUAGUCUUUCUUUUUUUGUUUCGUUUCGUUUUGUUUGUUUGUGCUUUUUUUUAAUGGAAUUUUAUUGGGAGAGAUAGAAAUGUAAAUAGUUAAAUAUUUAGGUAAGAUUAUUUAACUGGUGAGGAAUAAAUCAUGAAUGAUUCCUUUGCUUUUUAGUCUACGGUUGUCAGUAUGUCAAGCCCUCAACAUUAACGCAACACUCGGGUUCAUAUGUUCCGAAUGAGUCGGAGUAAAAGCGACGAAGAUCAGUAGCUUCUCACGUCCCAGAGAAUCCGGUGAGACGGACGGGAGAAGGCUGAUCCCAGAUCGGUUACUUCUGGUUCACUGAGACAAGUGGGCCCCAGUGUUUGUUCUCUGUACUCAAUAUACUGCUGUUCUUCUUUUUAAUAAGUACUGUACUUAGACCAAUACCUCUGAACAACCACCGAUACAGGCUUCCUCUCCCGACAAACGAAACAGAACUGAGAACAAAAUGCGAAGCAGCAGCAUGCGUGAACAUGUGAUCGGAGAUGGGAAGGAAAAUGUAAGGAUUGAGCGUGACGAUGUUAUAAUCUAACAUCUAUUGAAUGAAACAAGGUUUGAGCUAGCCACUGAAAUGAUUCUACAAUUGGAUGUUUUUUCUUUCUUUACUUAAAACAUUGUUCUAUUCUAUUGCCCUUUGCAGGAUGUGCGUAUAUGUUUGCGCUGUCGCGGACUUUGAAUGUGACGUGGGGUUCGUUUUACACCUUUGCCACUUUCGUAGACCUUGCCGAAGCGACAGUUGUCGGCGUAGAACAGUUUUUUUCAUUGUAUGGUUUAGACGGCUGCAUUUCAGGAUGAUGUUUUCUUGAAGCCGCGCUUAUAUUUGACGGCAGUGAAACUUUUAACCAUGGUGCUACCCGUAGAGGUCACUGUAGAAACAACGCGCAUAGCAAAGGAACUGUUGCUGUGCUGUUUUUGAAAUCUUUAAUAUGAUAUAUGAACCGUUGUCUCAGUUUUAAGCGUAUAGGAAACGUCUAUGGUGCUGAUAAUUCUGUUUUCUUUUCUCCUCACUUAGUCACGUCGAAAGACAUUUAUGAUUAUCAUAAUUUAAAGCAAAGCACUCAAAUUUCUUGGCAGUUCUCGCUCUGUUUUUCUUUUAACCCUCACCCCAAAUAACUGAAAAUGGUACUUGAAGCAGAUAUCUAGAAUCAAUGAUAUUAUACAGGUAGACAAAUGAAACUUGUAUGCUAUGGAGAUGAAUAGACUGUUAACUUAAUAGAUGUUCUGGUGCGCGAGCCCAGAAAUGCGCUUUUACCCAUUUGAAAUAUUUUCUAUAUAUUUCUCUUUUGUUGUUCUCUUGGAAUGACUCAACCUCUCUUGAUAACACCCAUGCAUUCCUUACUCACUCGUACACACCACACAAACACAAGCACCCACACUUACACACUUGUAAUUCGAACACUCUUUGUUGCCCCCCCCCACACUCUGUCAGCACUCAGUAUGAAACAUUGAUCAUGCCCAGUUUUACAUAAUAUAGAAAAAAGACAAAAAAGUAAACAAACGACAAAAACAAACAAAAAAAUGAAUAACUGGCAGCUACAUUCCUAUAUGAGUUAAAGAUUGCUCUUGGUUCUAUUUUUUCAUGUCAAGUAUGCAGUAUGUAAAAAGUGUUUUCUUUUGUUUGGUCUCUCUCCUUGUAGCUGUUUGGUGUAUUAUGUGAAUACAUAGUGUAUGUGGUAAAACCCACGAUUCUGUUUUAUGUUCUGCAAAAGUAAAAAA
Molecule: messenger RNA, 10398 nt
Organism: Colossoma macropomum (tambaqui)
Lineage: Eukaryota; Metazoa; Chordata; Actinopteri; Characiformes; Serrasalmidae
Gene: tet3
Product: tet methylcytosine dioxygenase 3
Exons: 12
Coding region: 509-6679 (2056 amino acids)
Biological process (GO): positive regulation of transcription by RNA polymerase II; oxidative demethylation
Cellular component (GO): nucleus
Molecular function (GO): DNA binding; DNA 5-methylcytosine dioxygenase activity; zinc ion binding
Source: RefSeq, a predicted model, not a curated record